Mesocestoides corti is the source of this 1833-nucleotide messenger RNA. The record is from the annotation of a GenBank genome assembly. NCBI's taxonomy places the organism in Eukaryota, Metazoa, Platyhelminthes, Cestoda, Cyclophyllidea, Mesocestoididae.
AUGAAGAAGAAGACGACCGAAGAGGACGUGGACACAGCCGUUUACUUCAGAGCUCAACCACGUUGGUGUCGUUGUGUCAAGCGGAAAAUGUGCUCAGUUACCGAUGCUCAAUCAGAAAAUGAAAUUAUUGAAAAUCUCCGCCUCAGGCAUGACUUUUCCAAAGAAUUUAUUCGGAAACCAGUUUCUAAUAAAAAGUCGCCCUACCGCCCUUUGAUGUCUUUUUCACAACUAGUAUCCCCUCCUUAUGGAUAUCCUGCCGAAACGCCAGACCUUUUGCGUAGUUUGGAGUACACAAAACCAAUGCCUGUCCAGACGGAGGUUAUCCCAAUAUUUCAUGAGGGCCACCAUAUGCUCGUAUGUUCUCCAACGGGUUCUGGAAAAACUACUUCAUACCUUCUUCCUCUACUAAACUUUGCAGCAACUCAUACUAAACACGAAGUGUCAAUGGAUAAGCAUUUGGUUCAUCCAUAUUGUAUCAUACUUUCCACAACACAAGAAUUGCUCGGCCAAAUAUGGGCAGAAUGUGUUCGACUUGGACAAAAUCUUUAUCCAAAAAACGGGAAGAUAGCCAUCCUGCGGCGGAAACACUACAAUCUCCGACGGAAAGAUGAAUCAAAAGCACUAAAGAGAUGUCGCGAGCUGCGUUUGCCGAAGGAAACCAAAAUCUUAAUUACCACACCGAAGCGACUGGCCUCACUUAUUUCAAAAACCGGCAAGGAUUGCCCCGUCAGUUUUAAUUGUCUCAAGUGGCUGGUGAUUGACGAAUGCGACAAGAUGCUCGAGUCGAACAUCGGUGGGGAGGAACACGACCGAGCUCUGAGGACUUUCCACGCCCAGUUAACGGUAAUCUUGAAUGGCAUCCGUGGCGGCGCUGCUGCUGCUGGAUCGUUUCCAAGCGUGGCGCUUUUCUCCGCCACGAUGCCGUCGCAGGUUGUUUCGUGGGCCAGUGAAGAGCUCUCCGCUGAAUGCUCCGAUGCUCGUGGACUCGUGAAGCUCCAAAUCGGACCCGGCGAUGCUGCCGUUUCAACGGUGAAGCAAGAGCUUCGUUACUGUGGUUCAGAGCAGGGGAAACUGCUGGAAAUGCGUCGUCUACUCGUCAGCGGACUCUCCUACCCGUGCCUCAUCUUCACUGAAUCACGACAAAGAGCAGCCGAGCUGUUUAAGGAGAUCCUGCUGUCAGACAAAAACAUCCUCGCAAGUAUCCUCUCGAGUGAGAAAAGCGAGGCACAGCGCAAUGCAACCGUGAAGGCGUUCCGCGAGGGCAAAAUCAACAUACUCAUUUGCACAGAUUUACUCGGAAGGGGAAUAGAUUUCAAGAGUCUGAUGAUGGUGGUGAAUUAUGACCUGCCGCCAUCACCGACCGAGUACAUUCACCGAGUUGGCCGAACAGGCCGCGCGGGUCGCCUCGGCGGUCGCGCAGUGACCCUCUGGACGGACGCAGAUCUCCUCCACAUGGACGCCAUCCUCGAGGUGAUGCGGAAGAGCGGCGCCACCGUCGACGACGACCUCCAACGCCUCGUUUCGGCGUGGAAGGCCAAGAAGGCCAAGCAGACCCACGCUCGCACCAUCGGGGGGGUUGUUUCGCGUCGAAAGGGUGAACGCAGGCUCGCAGCGAGGGUUGCUCUCGGCCACAAGUCGAAGAAAACUCUUGACAGAGAAAAGCACCUUCUGCGACCGUGGAAUCCACACCGUGGCAGCAUCACUGACGUGCCUGGGUCCAAAUCCCGCGAACUGAUGAUGUCGCAGACGAGUGGAAACACCGGCAAACCUUCGAGGAAGAGAAAACACUCGAAGACGUCUGGUGGGCCGUGUUUGCGCUCCCCUGACGUGUAA